Messenger RNA from Suillus clintonianus, 1659 nucleotides. RefSeq names its product major facilitator superfamily domain-containing protein. Lineage: Eukaryota; Fungi; Basidiomycota; Agaricomycetes; Boletales; Suillaceae. The coding region runs from base 1 to 1335 and encodes 444 amino acids. Gene Ontology annotation, molecular function: transmembrane transporter activity. The record is from RefSeq and is a predicted model, not a curated record. The transcript is spliced from 13 exons. Gene Ontology annotation, biological process: transmembrane transport.
AUGGUCGCGCCUGCGAUUGACCAAGUGGCAUCUGCCUUUGGGAUUAACAACGCUGUUGUACUUGCACUCACAACAUCCAUCUUUGUGCUUGCUUUUGCGAUGGGGCCAUUGUGCCUGGGUCCAUUGAGUGAGAUUUACGGGCGGUCACGCGUUUUGCAACUGUCAAAUCUAUGGUAUCUUGCAUUCAAUAUUGGAUGUGGAUUCGCACAGUCAGAGUCCGAGCUUCUUGCAUUUCGAUUCCUUGCUGGCCUCGGAGGGAGCGCGGUUAUGUCGAUUGGCGCCGGCUUUCUUGCAGACUGCUGGCUACCAGAAGAUAGAGGACAGGGCGUCGCUAUUGUGGCCUUAGCCCCGUUAUUGGGACCCGUUGUAGGACCUAUCACAGGUGCCUGGAUCGCUCAAUUCUCAACCUGGAGAUGGGUGUUUUGGUCUACGUCUAUCGUGGAUGUAGCUAUUCUUAUCAUUGGAAUGUUUGUGCUACAAGAGACUUAUGAACCCGUCUUAUUGGAAAGGAAGGCAGAGCGGAUUCGCAAAUCGAUGGAUGCUGAAAAGGGGCCGCACAGACCAAUCUGUACUCCUUUCAGCCAAGAUCGCUCUUGGCGGACUAUCAUGACCAAAUCACUCAGUCGCCCAUUUGCACUUUUCGCCCAUGAGCCGAUCGUGCAGCUCCUCGGCAUUUACAUGGCGUAUCUGUACGGAUUACUGUAUCUCUUUUUGACAACGAUACCAUCGAUCUUUCAGGGCGUAUACCAGCAGUCGACGGGAAUCUCUGGCCUUCAUUACAUUGCGCUUGGAAUAGGGUUGGUCGGAGCGUCCCAGUUAAAUGCGAGAACGACGGACAAGAUUUAUGUUCACUUCAAGAAUAAAAACGGUGGAGUUGGGAAGCCGGAGUUCAGAUUGCCUGCUAUGGUCCCCGGAUCUCUACUACUUCCAAUAGGGUGCUUGAUCGUAGGCUGGACUUCUCAAGCCCAUACUCAUUGGAUAGCUCCAGAUAUUGGUAUGGCGCUUGUAGGAGCCGGUAUUAUUCUGAGUUUCCAAUGUAUCCAGACAUACAUCCUCGAAUGCUUUCCGCUCCACGCCGCUUCCGGUACGUAUAGUUUCGUUCCCACUUUACUCACCUCAAAUCUUUCACCUUCAGCGGUAGCCGCUGUCGCCUGUUUGAGGUCACUAGCAGGUUUUGGAUUUCCCUUGUUUGCUCCAGCAAUGUACGACGCACUCGGGUUCGGGAAGGGCGAUACUAUUUUGGCAGUCGCGGCAUUCGUCAUAGGCUGUCCUGCACCUUGGAUAUUUUGGCAUUAUGGAGAGCGAAUACGGAACAGCAGUCAAUAUGCGCGGUGAUGACCUAGACGACUUGGGGAGCGACCGACAUGGGGAUGGCACACGGCAUCUCAUAAAUGAUGAAUCCUGCGGGCAGUGACAGCAUAUUGUACCCUACAUGUCUACCACUGUUUCUAAGCCAAUAGUUUAUAGUAUGUAGCCGAUAUAGUAAACGCCAGAUACUUGUAGGAGAUAGCGCAGUGUGUUGUCUAAUAUAGGGCAAACACACCUCUUACUUGUCUCGUUUCUCUCAAGCAACUCUGGCGCGAUGUAUUGGGCAGUGCCCACAAAUGUGUUGGCUCUGCGCUCCGUUCUCCAAUAUCUUUCGGUACCAAAAUCAGUGAU